Messenger RNA from Drosophila grimshawi, 1770 nucleotides. RefSeq names its product proline-rich receptor-like protein kinase PERK8 (gene Tgi). The record is from RefSeq and is a predicted model, not a curated record. The transcript is spliced from 4 exons. Gene Ontology annotation, molecular function: transcription coactivator binding. NCBI's taxonomy places the organism in Eukaryota, Metazoa, Arthropoda, Insecta, Diptera, Drosophilidae. Gene Ontology annotation, biological process: negative regulation of DNA-templated transcription. Bases 311 to 1561 code for a protein of 416 amino acids.
AAGCAAGUAAACCUUUUGCAUGCUAGCGACAAACGCAUAUCUUCCAAAAGCUUACAAAUAUUGCCAUAAUCUGCAGCUAGAGCAACGGCUAGAGUGGAACAUACGAAAAACAGCUGUAAUAACGACAACAAAAUUUUUUUUUGGAUGCGUCCAGGCAAAGUGUGAAACUCAUGCGGUGCAGAUCGAAACGAUUCACAGACAGUCCAAAUCCACGGCCAUAGUUGGGAGUCCGCAGCACGCAGCACGUUCCUGAACAAUCUUCGCACACACUAUAUAUAUAUAUAUAUAUAUAUAUAGCUAUAUAUACAAUAUGGAAUCGGCGCUGGAUGUGCUCUCGAGAGCGGCCACCAUGGUGCAGAAUAAUGCGAGUGAAACGCGCCUCACAUCAAAAGAGCUGCCAACCGCCAAGUGGCGACGCGAACGUCGUCAACGAGCCGCCGCCGCCGAAUAUCAAGUUCAUGAUGCUGGCAGCGACAGGGAGCGUGAGCGGGAACGGGAACGGGAUCGCGAACCCGACAUGGACAGCCCCAUUGAUAUGUCCGUGACGUCGAGCACGGUGAAGCAUCAGCGCGCCUCGCCGCCGCCACCGUACCGCGAGCCACAGGGCGGUGCGGCUAGCAGCCAUUGCUAUGCGGCCAGUCGGCCCAGCGUUAUCACGCAAGCGCCUCCAAAGAGGGAACAGCCGGAGCAUGUGCAUCAUCACCACCACUCGCACUCCAGUCGCGAGCAUGACAAUCGCAGUACGGAGUCCGUUUCGAUUUGUGACAUCGAUGAGCAUUUUCGGCGCUCCCUGGGACCGGACUAUGCAGCGCUGUUGAAAUCACCAACAUCUAGUUCGCCCACAUCGUCGCCACAACCACAACCACAGCCGCAGCAGCAACAGCAGCCGUCACAACCGGUGGUGGUGGCUAGCAGUGGAACACCCAUGCAGCAGAUCUCGCCGCAAGGCUAUCGUCAGCAUCAGCCUACAACUUACCAGCAACAACAUCACUCGCCGUUGCCGCUGCCACUGCCCCUGUCCAAGCUGGGCUUGUCCAUCGUGCACUCACCCACGUUGCACUCGGCACCGGUAUCACCACAGCACGAACUGCCGCCGCCACAGGAGGAGCCACUGUCCCUUACACCGCCGCCCGUUCGAGCAGCAUCCGCAUCCGCAUUGACAGCUUCCUCACCGCCGCCGCAACAGUUGUUGCAUCCGUCGCCGCUGUCGGCGACAACGUCAGGCGCCAGCCUUAUUUUAGAUAUGCCCGUAGCGAAGAAAGAGAGAGCCCUGGACACGCCUCAUCAUACACCGCCCAGAUAUAAUACACCACCGCCCGCCUAUGGCAGUGUGCUGGCACCGUCGACGCCAACGCCAACGCCGCCCACAAUGCCAGCAAUAAUACGUGUGAAAGCUGAGCCGGGAUUAGCCGCCGCAUCAUCGACGCAUACGCCGCCCGCCUCGCCUACCUCAUCCACAAACAUUUCGAUAUUCACCAAGACUGAGGCGUCUGUGGACGAUCACUUUGCCAAGGCACUGGGCGACACUUGGAAAAAGUUGCAGGGACAAGGCAAGGAAUAGACAGACGGACAAACAGACACAGAGAGAAAGAGAGAGAUGCAAAUGCGAGGACCAACUCAAAAUGCUGUUCUGAUUUCAAACUACACAAUUGAUGUUUAAAGAUCUCAAAUGAUGAUGAUGUGAAAAAUUCUUCAAAUGCGAGUGUAUUACAAGUUUCUUAUUAUGAUUUUAUUAAUGAAUAUACAUAGAUAUGGAAAAGCGUAUACGUA